UGCUCGUGCUGAGCCCUGAUCACGAACGUACGCUCACCUGGGGGGAGUGUUCCGCGAGGAGGAAGCGAAUUCCAGGGAAUUCGAGGGAGAAGACCAUGCAGAGGGUGGGAUGUGACUCCCGGAUGUAUGAGAAACUGCAGGACACCCUGGGAGCGCCCCAGAUUCGGACCGGAAGGCCAGCUUUUGGCCCUUUUCACAAGGAUGGAAAUGCUACUGUUUUGUGUCUGGGCCCUGCUGGCUUUGAACCCUGGCCCAGGAGCAACUGAAGAGAUAUUUGAGGUUUCCAUUUGGCCAGAUCAGGCCCUGGUAAAGCUUGGACAGUCCCUAAUGAUCAACUGCAGCACUACCUGUCCAGACCCAGGACCCGGUGGAAUUGAAACUUACUUAAAGAAAACCCAGGUGGACAAAGGACCUCAGUGGAAGGAGUUUCUUCUGGAGGAUGUCACAGAGAAUUCUGUUCUGCAGUGCUUCUUCUCUUGUGCAGGGAUCCAAAAGGACACAAGCCUUGACAUCACUGUGUAUCAGCCACCCGAGCAGGUGAUCCUGGAGCUGCAGCCUGCAUGGGUAGCCAUGGAUGAAGCCUUCACAGUGAAGUGCCACGUGCCCAGUGUAGCACCCCUGGAGAACCUCACCCUUACCCUUCUCCAGGGUAACCAGGAACUACACAGAAAGGACUUUAUGAACUUGGCUGUGGCCUCCCAAAGAGCUGAGAUCACCAUCAAUGUCAAAGCCCAAAGGGAAGAUGAUAGGUGCAAUUUCUCCUGCCGUGCAGAACUGGACUUGAGUUCACAUGGUGGAGGGCUCUUUCACAGUAGCUCAGCCAUCAAGGUACUCCGGAUCUUUGAAUUCUCUGAGAGUCCCCAAAUCUGGGUCUCCUCACUUUUGGAGAUUGGGAUGGCAGAGGCUGUGAGCUGCGAGUUGGCUAGGGUGUUCCCCGCCAGAGAGGUAAUGUUCCACAUGUUCCUGGGAGACCAAGAGCUGAGCCUGUUUGUCUCCUGGAAGGGAGACACAGCAUGGGCCAAUACCACAGUUCGGGCCAUGGAGACUGGUGAUCAGGAGCUGUCUUGCCUUGUAUCUCUGGGUCCAAUGGAACAGAAAACAAGAGAGCCAGUGCAUGUCUAUAGCUUCCCUCCACCAAUCCUAGAGAUAGAAGAAUUAUACCCAUUGGCAGGGACAGACAUUAAUGUGACCUGUUUGGGGCAUGUGUUAACAUCACCCAGCCCUACUCUUCGGCUUAAGGGAGCCCCAGAUCUCCCUGCCCCUGGGGAACCUGCCUGGCUUUUACUUACCACCAGGGAGGAAGAUAACGGCCGAAAUUUCUCCUGUGAGGCCUCUUUGGAGGUUCAGGGUCAGCGGUUGAGCAAAACCACUGCGGUCCAGCUCCAUGUCUUAUACAAGCCCCGGUUAGAGGAAGCUGACUGCCCUGGCAACCAGACGUGGGUGAAAGGGACAGAGCAGCUGCUUGCCUGCGUCCCAAAGGGAAACCCAGCUCCAACCUUGGUGUGUACCUGGAAUGGAGUGAUAUUCAACUUUGAAGUGCCACGGAAAGCAACCCAGAACCACACAGGAACCUACUGCUGCACAGCCUCUAACCAACUGGGCUCUGUCAGCAAAGACAUUGCUGUCAUCGUUCGAGGACUGGAUGAAGGAAUCAGCCCCACCAUCUUUGUCAUCAUUAUUGUCGCUCUUGGAGUGGGUGUAAUCACCAUAGCACUGUAUUUGAACUACCGGCCUUGCAAAAUAGAGAGGCGGAAAUUGCCCUAUAGGCAGAAAGAGAAGAACAAAGAGGAGGAAAGCCAGUUUGCUGUUCAGCAAGCAGAAAAAUGCAAUGCACAUAAUUGUUAAAUGGAAACAGCUAUUUGUUUGAAAGCAACCUCUACUCCUGGGGUUUCCUAAGGGAGGAAAGUGGGGGAGGAAAAAGGAAGAGACAUUACCCUUUGUGUUCUACAGUCCCAUAAAACAGUGUUUCAGACCCCCACGUCCCUUGUAUCUCAUCCAUCCACAAGCUCAGCUCCUCUGAGUUCAUUCUAGUCACCAGAAUUUCAGUCUCAGUGUCCAGCUAAUGAGAGGGCCUCUUGCUUCUUACUGUGUGCUUAGUCAGUCCACUCCCAAAAGAAAGCCCUUUGCUUUCAACAUCAGACUGAAGAGAUAGAAAUAUCUCAGAAAUGCAACUCAUUUCUCAUGGUUUCUUCAUGACUAAGUGGGAACCAGUUUUUUAGUCCACAGAGGACUUCAAAGGGAGUACCAAACAAAGAGAUAGGAAUCAGAACCUAUUCCUCCCUACACAUUCCCCUGAUCCCCUAACCUGAGGUUCUGGAGUGCCGGCUCCCAGAGCUGAGUUUGAUGACACCAUUAAGGGUCAGUAGCUGGCUUCAACUCACUAGAGGAGUGUAAAAGUCAUAAACUCCACAUUGGGUCAGACAAGCAGCUUACCUAGCCCCAGAAGUGGAAGUUAGAGUUCUUCCAUUAAAUUGCCCUCAUAGGUUAAGGGCUCCAAACAUCUCUGAAUUCAUUUUCAUAAUCCAUUAUAAAGUGAUCAUCUGUGAGUUCACAUUUGACAUAUUAAUUUUUUUCUCCAUAUAGGCUCUAAGGCUAGAGUUCCAAUGGUUAUUCUCCCUUCCCAUAAAGAAGUACAUAUUUUUGUAUGUCUGAAAACUAUUUCCUUUAAGCUUCGGGACAACUCCUGCUGUGACAAUGUUCACCAUAUGAUUUCAUGAUUCAGCUUCCUUCUCUGUUCUUUGGAAAAAAUAUAUUCACCCCCACAGAAGACAUGAAAAAUCAUAAAACCAGAUCUUUUCUCCUAAAUCAGUCAUGUAUGGGUCACUGAAAUGUUGGAUAUGGUAAAAAAAUAAAAGUGAUUUUACAAUA
Prionailurus viverrinus (fishing cat) is the source of this 2868-nucleotide messenger RNA. RefSeq names its product intercellular adhesion molecule 5-like. The record is from RefSeq and is a predicted model, not a curated record. Lineage: Eukaryota; Metazoa; Chordata; Mammalia; Carnivora; Felidae. Gene Ontology annotation, molecular function: integrin binding. Gene Ontology annotation, cellular component: membrane. The transcript has 8 exons. Bases 127 to 1845 code for a protein of 572 amino acids. Gene Ontology annotation, biological process: cell-cell adhesion.